Molecule: messenger RNA, 588 nt
Organism: Klebsormidium nitens
Lineage: Eukaryota; Viridiplantae; Streptophyta; Klebsormidiophyceae; Klebsormidiales; Klebsormidiaceae
Source: the annotation of a GenBank genome assembly
AUGGUGUCAAGCAGGCCGACUCUGAACAAGUUGUUAGUCACCAGUCCGAUCGCAAAGUCCCUCCAUUCGGAGGAUAGUGACAAGCGCGUGCGCGGGCGGCCGCUCAACGCGCCGGCCGGGGCCGGCGUUGGCAGCAGUGGGAGCGAUAAGUUGGCGCGGGUUCGAGGGGAUUUCGCUAGCAAAUGCCUCGUCCGAGCGACCAAGGCGUCCGUGUCCGACUCCAAGCUCUUCCAGUGCGUAACAUGCGAACAAGAGACGGGACUAAAGAGCGGGAUAACGGAAACGGAUGUCGAGCUGCUGUGCACGGGGAGGUUUCACGAGAAAGCCCUGCACGAGAUCUUGCGCGACUACGUGCUGAAGCAGGAGGGAGCGGUGGUGUGUGGCAGCUGCGGCGAAGCGAACGUCGUGUCUGACGUCACCCACUGGGACAACCUGCGGUGCCUCGGAUGCGCCGGGUAUAUGAUGGGCAAGAGGAUUGCCGAGGAGGCGGCCGACAAGGCGUUCAAUAAAUUGGAACGCAAGCAAAGGCACGCCACGUGUCCGGGGUGUGAGGCGGUGGUCCAGAAGACUCUCAGAAAUAGCGUGUAG